UAAUAAUUUCCCGUAUUAGCACUACGCUCAUUUCGUCGGCAAACGAGCCCUUCAAUUAAUAAUCUAUAAUGGGUUCUCUGAACCUUCCCUCCCUCCGUUUCUUAUUAUUAUUAUUUGAUUUGCGGUUCUUCAUCAGACCUGAUACUCUAACACACUGAUUACGGAGUUCUUCGCCUCAUUUUCAGGAAAUGGAUUUCUGUUUGGAUUGAUUGAUGUUGUUGGGAGAAUUACUCGCUUGCGUUAGGGUUUAGAUUACUGGAAUUGAUUGAUUGAUUGAAGCAAUUCAAAAUCAGGGGAAAAUAAGAACUACUGUGCUUCUAUUUGGAUCCAAACAGGGCGUGAAUUAGAGUAUGAAAUAUUUGAAGGCAUCCAUGAUUCCCGAGGGGGUUUCUUAUGGAGGUGGUGACUGGCAAGGAUCUAUGGGGGUUCCUUGUCAACAGCCACAAUAUACCCUAAACUUAUGCCACCAAUAUCAUGAUAGUAGUCGAUAUCAAUCUUCGGUUGGAUCCUCGGUUCGUGGCAGCUUUCCAUUGACAAUGGGAAGCUUGCAACAGAGGGAUCAUUGGAUUGGACUUGCAGAUCAUGAUAACAGGGAGAUGGGCAAUGAUAUGACAAGCGAUGAAGAUGAGGAGGGGAUCUAUGUUCAUAAUGAUGCUCGUAACGAGAAGAAUGGAUCGCAAUGGCAGCGUGUGAAGUGGACGAACAAGAUGGUGAAGCUCUUGAUUACUGUUUUAUCCUACAUGGGAGAGGAUUCUGGUUCUGGAUGUGGAAGCUUAGGGACAAGGAGACUUGUAGUGUUACAAAAGAAGGGGAAGUGGAAAUCGGUUUCGAAGGUAAUGGGCGAGCGAGGUUAUCAUGUUUCGCCCCAGCAAUGUGAGGAUAAAUUUAAUGAUCUCAACAAAAGGUAUAAGAGACUGAAUGAUAUGCUCGGUAGGGGGACGUCCUGCGAAGUUGUCGAGAACCCUGUGCUUUUGGACGGGAUAGAUUACUUGAAAGCAAAGGAAAAGGAUGAUGUUAGGAAGAUUCUAAACUCCAAGCAUUUAUUCUAUGAGGAGAUGUGUUCUUAUCAUAAUGGUAAUAGACUGCAUUUGCCUCAUGAUCCAGAAUUGCUUCAUUCUUUACAGUUGGUUCUCGGAAAUAGAAUCGAUUGCGACAACGAUGAUCUGUGGAAGCUCCAACAUGGCUACGAAGAAGGCAACAAUAGUUCUCGAGUUGCUCGAUUUGUAACGAAUCAAGUUGUAGCUGAAACUGAUAGAAUUUGUGAGGUACAACAGGUACGGAUCGAGUCGCAUUGUAUUGAGUUAGAAGAGAAACGGGUUCGAAUCGAAAUAGAGAGAUUGGAAUUGGAGGACGAUCGUAUGAAGUGGGAGCGAUUUAAGAAGAAACGAGAUUGGGAAUUGGAAAAGUUGAAGUUGGAAAAUGAGAGGAUGAGGCUUGAGAAUGGACUCAUAGCAUCACAACUGAAGAAAAGGAGAUGCUCUCAUCUUCACAGGAUUUGAACUCUGUUUUUGAAGAACUUAUUCCAAAGGCUCAUCUCAUAUGAACCAAAUAUUCCCCUUGGAGUCUCCAUUUCCGAAGCCAUGUAGCGGCCCAUAUAGAGGCCCAUAUAGAGGCCCAUAUAGAGGCCCAUAUAGAGGCCCAACUGAAUCAUUAAAAGAAUGAAAAAACAGCCCAAGCUUUAUCCUCUUAUCCAUUUGCAUCUCUCAACAUCAGAGAGAGAGAGAGAGAGAGAGAGAGAGAGAGAUACACAAAUUCUUGGUCUUUAUUUUUGUUGUGUGGGCACAUGGGGGGCCUCCCAUAAUGGGCUUUUUUGGGGAAUUGUUUGGGCCCACAUGGGGGCCCAUAUACAAAAUGUACCACUUCCCUUAAUUAACUUUGUACUUGUUUUUAAUUGUUUAUAAUAAGUUAGUGGGUAAUCAUUAUUUGAUUAAGCUUAGAAGCUUUAUGAUUAGUA
Cucurbita maxima (winter squash) is the source of this 1954-nucleotide messenger RNA. RefSeq lists its product as uncharacterized. The record is from RefSeq and is a predicted model, not a curated record. The transcript is spliced from 2 exons. NCBI's taxonomy places the organism in Eukaryota, Viridiplantae, Streptophyta, Magnoliopsida, Cucurbitales, Cucurbitaceae. Bases 351 to 1499 code for a protein of 382 amino acids.